Messenger RNA from Fibroporia radiculosa, 798 nucleotides. RefSeq lists its product as uncharacterized. Bases 1 to 798 code for a protein of 265 amino acids. The record is from RefSeq and is a predicted model, not a curated record. The transcript has 2 exons. Lineage: Eukaryota; Fungi; Basidiomycota; Agaricomycetes; Polyporales; Fibroporiaceae.
AUGCAAAGUCUCUUCCGCUCCGCAAAGUCCUUCCGGCCCCUCUUUCUUCGUCCAACUCCAUCUCUCCACCGCCAAGGCGUCGAGUCAUUAGAAUCAUUCCAGCCGCUGUAUGAACGCAAGCCCCCAUGGUGGACGCGCUGGACCUACUUGCUGGUAGGCGCAGACCUUGUCGUGACAUUCUCGGCAUGUGAAUUGACUUGGAAUCACUGGUCACGCUGGGAGCCAUUGUCGGAGGCGUCGAAAUCGCCCUCUCCGGCCACGGUUGCAACGAAUGCGAGUGCCUUGGAUGCAGAUACCAAGGAGACGAAGGGCCACUACGCUUUGCGUCCAUGGUGGCAGAGAGCACCCUUUGCUGGCGGGCAAUUUUUUCUCGGUGUCGCGGUCGGCGUGCUAAUUCUUGUCAGUCGCUCGCGUGUCAUCCGCAAACUGUACAUCCUUCCGCCUUCGAACCAGUCUGGAGCUUUACCUUCCCAAGGAUCCUCGGCUGUUGUAUCCUCCCACGAUCGUCGUGUCCUGAUUCAAUCCGUGCACCACUUCCGCAACCAAGGCAAGCUGUUCCCAAUGCAAGAUUGCGCACUAGAGAGAGGCCAUGACGACGCUGAAAUCAUCCUCCGGAUUAACAAUGUCAGAGGUCAACAUUGGUUUGGGCUACAAAACUCUACUGUGAAUGGCCAAACGCUGCCAGUAUGGCAAGCGCGGGACGAGAUUUUCAAGACCUGGUAUGGCGACGAGCAGGGCAAGAAGAUGAGGAUGGAGGAGCGGUGGAAGAGUGGGCCGGUGCUGAAUAAAGACACAUAG